UCGACAAUCGACAUAAACUUGUUUUGAUUUUUGACGCGGGUCAGGUUGGCGGUUGCUCAAAAUACCAAAAUUUAUAUUUUAAAAACACAAAAACUUAAUUUUUUCUCUAUUUCAAUUCAUAUAUUAUUAAUAUUGAUCCUUAAAUGACUAAAAUGUUGUAGUGAGUUUUGUCUACUUGUGGUAAAAGUGAGAAUCGUCGAAAAUGGUUGCUUCAAUCUACAACGCGUCGGAUUCGUUGUUUUCUGCUUCAGGCAGGAACCAUUUUCCCAGUUGCUUCACUUGUGGUCAAUACUCUCCGUUUAUGAUUUACCUCGGUUACAAUGAAAAAUCCAUCAAGUUCUGCCCGGAAGCAAAGCGCAUCCAACUAUUCUGUCCAAUCUGUUCUCCGCAUCCGGCCCUCUUCAGGCAGCUUUUCCCCAAUGAUAACCUUUUCCGAGCAGACAGCAUUCUGAACGAUCAGCGACUGCUUGCACUGCUGGAGGAUUUUGUAUACUCCCAUCCGGACGACGAGCAAUACUCGAACAUGGAAAGGAUCAUCAUCACAGAAAACACUCAGCUGCACUCGCCCUACAAAGUGGUGGCCAAGCGGAAAGCACCCAAAUCGUUUAAACUCAAGCUGCUGAUGAACUUGUUCCCGGAAGCUCACCGGAUGCCUAACCGAAACUGCAGCGAUGAGAAUGAACUGUGCGAAACCAUGAAACAAAAGUACCACGACAUCUGCGUUAGCUACAUGAACAUAUCGGAGGCCGGAGGGAGCCAGCUGAUAGAUAACUUUGACAUUCUGAUUGAUAAGACUCCGCGAUCGGCAAUGAGACCGAAGCCACGCUGCCGAACAGCGAUGGUCGUUGUUCCCCAGGACAGUAUUAUAGAGGAAUGUGCCGAACAGGAACAAGUGAUGAGCGAUUCCGACCGUGAGAUUCGUGCCGUCGACGAGCACAAACAUCUGAAGAGCAUCCACUUUGUCAUUCCACGUACAGAUUCCGACGACGAAAGCGACCUUGCUUCGAUAGCCUCGGGCGUAGUGAACGAGUUUCAAAUAUCAUCAGCAGAGCCGUCUGGAAUCUGGGACGUUCGGCCAUCGUCCCAGUCAUUAUCUCAGCACGUCAGUCAGCAAUCAUCGCAGAUGCCAGUUGCAGCUGGUCAGUCAUCAUCACAAUCGGUGGACAUAAGUUCCCAAUCGAUGGGCAAUGGUAAUCAGUCGGAGCUGUCCUAUGGUUCGGACAGUUCCGACAGCUGUGUGAUUGAUAUGCCUCCACCACCGCGCCGUACAGGUCGACGACCUCCGUCGGCGGACGAUGGGCAACAACCGGGCCCGAGCAACAUCAAGCGUCGCAGGGUGAGCCCUAGAGGAAAUCGGCCAACGAAUCCAACUCCGGAAGAGGUCCAAAGAAAUCCACACGGUACCGCACGCCUUCCGCGCCUUGAUGGAGGCUAAGUAGAAUCCUUUCAUAUGUGUUGGCAAUUUUACCUAUGUAUGUAUUUUUUUGGCCGCAUAUCAUACUUGAGAUGAGGUCCGUUUACAAUAGACUGAGUUUUAUGUA
Molecule: messenger RNA, 1541 nt
Organism: Armigeres subalbatus
Lineage: Eukaryota; Metazoa; Arthropoda; Insecta; Diptera; Culicidae
Exons: 4
Coding region: 203-1435 (410 amino acids)
Source: RefSeq, a predicted model, not a curated record